Ziziphus jujuba (common jujube) is the source of this 2411-nucleotide messenger RNA. Its product is annotated as cysteine-rich receptor-like protein kinase 10. The coding region runs from base 307 to 2274 and encodes 655 amino acids. The record is from RefSeq and is a predicted model, not a curated record. Gene Ontology annotation, molecular function: protein kinase activity; ATP binding. NCBI's taxonomy places the organism in Eukaryota, Viridiplantae, Streptophyta, Magnoliopsida, Rosales, Rhamnaceae. Gene Ontology annotation, biological process: protein phosphorylation. The transcript is spliced from 7 exons.
UAUUAUUAUUGUGUGUUUGGUAAGAAGCAAACUACGUCUAUAUAAUAUGGAAGUCCAAGUAUCGUGUAUGGUCAAUGGUCGCCGCAACAUACGGCUGUGAAGUUUCCAAACUUCUUCCAUUGAAUUUCCAGCUUCAUCAUGAAAUUUAUGUGAAAUGCUCUGAAAUGUUAAAAAAAAAAAAAAAAAUAUAGGUACACGUAGUGGCUAAGCACCAUCUUCUACUGAUAGUUCAAAUUUCAGCAGCACUUUUUCUUCCACAACCCCCCAACACACACAACAACCCCCCCUCCCCCCCGCCCCCGCGUAAUGCAUCAACCAUCAGCGAUCGUUUUCACUACAAUCUUAACGCUUUCAAUGCUCUCAACCCUUUCGAGUGCAGAUCCUCUGUACACAUUCUGUCCAACCAAUUACGGAAAUUAUACUCCUAAUAGCCAAUUUGAAAAUAACCUCAAAAGCGUUCUUAAUGCAUUAUCUUCAAGUCCUAUCCUUACCGAUUCUCUUCCAGGAUUCUCCAACACCUCCAUUAUAGAUAGCUCUGACAGUAGUGUUUAUGGACAAGCACUUUGUAGAGGGGAUAUUGACUUCAAGGCUUGUAAAGUUUGCAUCCAAAGUGCAAGUCAAGAGAUCUUAAACACUUGCAAGACCAAAGAUGGAAUCAUUUGGUAUGAACAUUGUCAGGUGCGCUACUCCUUCGGGAUUUUCUCUUCUUUGAUAGAUAACAGCGGCAAGUUUCCGGAUCAUAAUAAGCUGGAGAAGAAUGUAUCAAAUCCAGAUCGAUUUGAGGAGGUUUUGAUGGAUUUAAUGAACACCCUCUCGAACCAGACCGUGUCGGAUCCUUCUGAGCGAAUGUUUGCUAUAGGGGAAACCAAGUUUUCGGACACGGAAACAAUUUAUGGUCUGUCACAGUGCACCAGGGACCUCUCUCCAGAUUCCUGCGACAACUGCUUGCAAGAAACCUUGGGAGAUCUUCAGUCAUGCUGCUCUUCUAGGGAAGGUGGUAUUGUUCUUAGCAAGGGCUGUAACGUGAGGUUUGAGCUCUACAGAUUUCACAACUUGGCUUCAAAAAAAGGGUUUAAAUGGAAGAUUUGGACGGUGCUGUUGGUUAUAUGCGCAUCAACUGUGGUAGCAGCCAUUAUAUUUGGGUGUUUUGCUGCAUAUCUCCGGUCGAACCGAUUACAAAAAGAUGAUAAAAGCCAGCAAGCUUUGAUGCAUGAUUUAGCAAGCUCAACGGCUGUCACAAUUACACAAGAUGGAAAUUUUGUGAGUUCUGAGGAACUGCAGUUCGUGGAUCUGAGUACUAUACAAGUGGCUACGGACAACUUUGCAGAUUCAAAUAAGAUAGGACAAGGUGGUUUUGGCACUGUUUACAAGGGUGUGCUAGCUGAUGGGAAGGAAGUAGCUGUCAAAAGACUAUCAAGGAAGUCGCGGCAGGGCUUAGAGGAACUUAAAAACGAGGUCAUACUUAUUGCAAAACUUCAACACCGGAACCUAGUAAGGCUCUUGGGAUGUUGCAUCGAGGGAAAUGAAAAGCUGCUGUUGUAUGAGUACAUGCCUAACGGAAGCCUUGAUAUUUUCAUCUUCGACUCAGAAAGGCGGUCUCAACUUGAUUGGCUGACAUACUACAACAUUAUUUGUGGAAUCGCCAGAGGACUUCUUUAUCUUCAUGAGGACUCUCGGCAUAAAAUAAUUCACAGGGAUCUUAAGCCCAACAAUGUGUUAUUAGACAAUGAAAUGGUUGCCAAAAUAUCAGAUUUUGGGAUGGCAAGGAUAUUUGGUGAAAACCAGAACACAGCUAACACUAAAAGAGUAGUAGGCACAUAUGGAUACAUGGCUCCGGAAUAUGCAAUGGAGGGCCUAUUCUCCAUAAAAUCUGAUGUUUUUAGCUUUGGUGUAAUCUUACUUGAGAUAAUUAGUGGUAAAAAGAAUAGCGGAUUUUACCUCACAGGACAUGCACAGACUCUUCUUGCAUAUGUUUGGCGAUUAUGGACAGAUGGAAAAGAAUUGGAAUGUGUAGACCCUCUGCUGAUAGGAUCGAGCCCAAUAGAAGAGGUUGUGAGAUGCAUACAUAUUGGACUUUUGUGUGUCCAAGAAGAUCCAGCAGACAGACCCACCAUGUCGGAUGUGGUUGUGUUACUAGGAAAUGAAUCUUUAUCUUUAUCUCUUCCUCAGCCAAGACAGCCAGCAAUUGCCGUGGGUAGAGUUGUUCCAGUUGAUCAGACUGAUACAAACCCUUCUCUGAAUGGCCUCACUGUUUCCAACAUUUUACCACGCUGACAAUGUUUAUACUCUGCUUUCUCAUGUAGUGAGGUUUUAUAAUGAAAGUGCCUUAUGUAUUACAUAUCAGCAUAAAAUGUUGCAUAAGUGUAUGGGGUACAAUGUUAACAAUGCAUCUCGGAGAAAGUCAAUCGCAA